UUAGCUCAAGAGCGCGUAGCGCGAGUGAGCUAAUUCUUCAAGUGAAUAAACAUUCAUUUAACUCACGUAGUUUAUACAAUAUUUUAUUCAAUUUUGCGAGACUCAGCUUCAAUUUACGGAUUAUUACGAAUUUAUGCAAAAUACGACAACAAAAAUCAAGUCUGUGACAGUCGUGGUUGGUACGUUGUUGUGGCAACACCUCCCUAGCAACCAUUUUGGUAUAAACAAUUAUUUUAAUGUGAAUCAUUUUCGUGAAAAUGUCGAAGUCAGAAAUAUGCGACGAUAACGAUAUUUUUGUUCCGGAAGAUGUAAUGAACGAAGCACUAGAAGCAGUAGGCAAAGUAGUACCAGUAAAAUCCAAAAUAUUAUAUGAAAAAGAGUAUAAUUGUUUUUGUAAUUGGAGAAAUAAAAAGAACGCCCGAGGAGUCGACGAGAAGAUAAUUUUGGCGUAUAUUUCGGAGCGAUCAAAAACUGUAAAAUCGUCUUCAUUGUGGUCAUACCAUUCACAGCUGAAGAAAAUGUUAUUGGUUAAGGAAAAUGUUGAUAUAAACAGAUUCCAUCAAGUAAAAGCAUUUUUGAAGCAGCAUUCUGUAGGACACAGGGCAAAGAAGUCGAAGGUUUUUACACGGGAAGAACUUGAAAGGUUUCUGGAUACUGUUCCUGACGAUACAUUUUUGUUGUUAAAAGUUGUCUUUAUCAUGGGUGUUGCUGGGGGGUGCAGAAUUGGAGAGCUGGUGAGCAUGUCUGUUGAUGAUAUUGACGACAGGGGAAACGUACUAGUCGUCCAGAUUCCAGACACAAAGACAUACAAGCCACGGGUUUUUACUGUUGUUGAUGGUGCUAACCGCGUCCAUUCAAUUGACGUGUUUCGCAAGUACAARGAUUUAAGGCCAGAAAAAGUUACUCAUAAGCGUUUGUUUUUGAAUUACCAAAAUCAAAAAUGUACCGUGCAGCCUGUGGGUUUGAACACUUUCGCAAAGAUGCCACAAAAAAUUGCUGGAUUUCUGGGUCUUUCGAAUGCAGAAYAAUAUACAGGACACAGUUUUCGACGUUCGUCAGCMACACUUCUUGCUGACGCUGGCGCUGACUUGACUGUGGUGGGGCCCAACCUGGACAGCCCAAUCUCGGUGACAACCGUGGCAACGACAACGGACGCUUUGAGUCACUUUGAGUGGACUGAUGAGUUAAGGGACUGCCUUCUGGAUUGUUUCGAAAGCAGCGAACCUUCCCGUAGGGGGUACAUGUCUCGCAUGCAUGAGAGAUGGUGUGAGGUACAACCUGAGUACCAAGCAUUUCCCUCUCAGAAGUUGCGAGACUAUGUUGCCUACCUACACCAGUUCGGCCGGCUGCCUUAA
This is a messenger RNA of Tribolium madens (black flour beetle), 1355 nucleotides long. RefSeq lists its product as uncharacterized. The transcript is spliced from 4 exons. Gene Ontology annotation, biological process: DNA integration; DNA recombination. Bases 258 to 1355 code for a protein of 365 amino acids. NCBI's taxonomy places the organism in Eukaryota, Metazoa, Arthropoda, Insecta, Coleoptera, Tenebrionidae. Gene Ontology annotation, molecular function: DNA binding. The record is from RefSeq and is a predicted model, not a curated record.